CAGCAUCGCAAAGAUGGCGGUUCACUGGGGUGGUGUCGCCGGGAUGAUCGUUUUCUAUCUCAUCAUCCUUCUCGUUGGCAUGUGGGCUUCUAAGAGAACCAAAGGAGGGGAUAAUCCUGAACGCGUGAUGGUGGCCCGUCGGGACAUCGGAUGGUUUGUCGGGUUCUUCACACUAGUCGCAACUUGGGUGGGAGGUGGCUACAUCAAUGGAACAGCGGAAAAGAUAUUCAGACCAGGCGGUGGGUUAUUAUGGACACAAGCUCCAAUCGGAUACAGUCUCAGUUUCGCCGUCAAUGGGCUUUUCUUUACGAGGAAGAUGAGAGCAUCCAACUACGUGACAAUGAUCGACCCGUUUCAGAUCAAAUAUGGAUCUCGUUUCGGAGGAUUGUUGUUCAUAGUAGCGCUCCUUGGGGAACUCUUAUGGUGUGCCACCAUAUUGGCUGCACUCGGUUAGUAAUAAUAUGGAUUAUAUGACUCCUAGAUAGAUCCUUGUCAUUUGAUUGGUUGU
Molecule: messenger RNA, 508 nt
Organism: Lytechinus pictus (painted urchin)
Lineage: Eukaryota; Metazoa; Echinodermata; Echinoidea; Temnopleuroida; Toxopneustidae
Product: high affinity choline transporter 1-like
Exons: 3
Coding region: 14-454 (146 amino acids)
Biological process (GO): acetylcholine biosynthetic process; transmembrane transport; choline transport
Cellular component (GO): plasma membrane
Molecular function (GO): choline:sodium symporter activity
Source: RefSeq, a predicted model, not a curated record